UAGACAUUCCGCACGUACAUUGCCUUGACAUUAUUAAUUAUUGUUGGAUAACUAUGAUAUCAUUCAAAACAUGUCGAUUACGACACUAAGAGGCAUCCCAUUAGCUGCCGUAGACAUAAAUUAGUCUUCACAAGUUGUUUACCCCGCCGCCGAAAUGUAUUGUUUGCAGUGGUUGAUCCCCGUACUCUUGAUACCAAAACCCGUCAACCCGGCGUUGGUGAACACACACGUUAUGUUUAUGGUGCUGUAUCUCAUUGGGUUCUUCCUCGAGAGGAAGCCUUGUACAGUGUGCAGUGUUGUAUUCCUUGCGGCGGUCAUACUUAUCUGUUAUAGUGGUAUCGGUAACUGUUUGUUUUGGUCGCAAUGCGAAUGCGAGAAGUAUGAUACCUAGGUAUCCCUUACACACAACGCCCCGUGCUCAAGUGCAAGCCAAGUGUACCUUGUAAACAAAAACGCGUAUCACCCAGGAAAGUGGUCGUGCAAUCAUUUUAUCCAAUGAAUGUAACUAUAAUAUAUUUUUGUAAAUAGAGAAUUAUUAUUAUUGUUUACAAAUUCCGAUGUCAUAUACAUUCAUUAAGAAUAUGGACAGAGUUGUGGAUGUGCUGAUGUACUUAUAUUAUCUUGUUUUUUAUGUUUAAUUAUUAACUCACACUUUUCUUUAUGAACUCUCUGAAUGAAAUCUAGAAUAUGGUACCAUGCGUUGUAUAAUUUAAUAAACGGACUAAGGUGCUACAAGAUGUUAGCAGGUGGGAAGUGCAAUGUGAGUAGGUAGGAGUGGGGAGCCAUGGGUUGCUUCGUACCUUUCCCACUUUCAAUAUACAUAAUACAGGGCCACCAAUUCUUUCUUCAGAAAGUUCAUAAAGCACUGUGUUAAUUAUACCUACCUAUGUGAUUAUUGAUUGUACAGUAAUUAUUAUUAUAAAUAAUAUUGUGAAUAAAGU
Pararge aegeria (speckled wood butterfly) is the source of this 941-nucleotide messenger RNA. RefSeq names its product bladder cancer-associated protein (gene bc10). Lineage: Eukaryota; Metazoa; Arthropoda; Insecta; Lepidoptera; Nymphalidae. Bases 155 to 391 code for a protein of 78 amino acids. The transcript has a single exon. The record is from RefSeq and is a predicted model, not a curated record.